AUGUGCCGACGCGUCGUUCAUCGAUAUGCUCACUGUGGCCACACUGUAACUUCGCCCUUGCUACACUGUGGCAACCCACAGUGCGAACAGCGUCACGAAGAUCAGCUUGGCGAACCUGGCUAUGCUUGCUCGAAAUGCGAAAGAUCCUCAGUUGGUAACAACUCGACUUCUGUGAGCACAUCAAGCCGAUACUCUCAUACGCGUCGUAUGAGCCUCGACCCGGCUGUUAGAGCAGAUCUUCGCUCUAACCUCGCAUUGCUGGGAUCAACGCACAGCAAUAUCAGCACUGAUACUCCCACAUCUGCCCACUCAGCACACUUUGCCCAACAUGGCUCAAGCAACCAACUUUUGAUCAACCCCAUGCCCACCGUGCGUCAUACACACCAGCAAGAUACGCCGCUGCACCUUCGACGCAGCUCCCAGAUCCAGGGAGGCGUACAAAUCAAUGCACACGUUCGAAUGAACAGUGCUAUUUUUGAUGGUGGAGAUCACGCCCGCAAUGCGCCUGUUUCCUUCCCGCCUCCCGCCCCAAAUGUCAGAAGGCAAGAGGAGAUACGGACGCCUGUCAUAACUUCAGCGGUACCAGCUGAUCAAGGUCCUCCGUCAGCCCCCACUACUCCACGUCGUCGCCGUGACUCUAUCCGUCAGGCUCAGUGGAUUGGGAGUCCCAGCACCGAGACCCCACCACCAAUGCCCGCUGUCAACGUGCCAUUUACCCAUCCCGGAUCUCCUCAUCACCGUCGCCAGGGACCCUCAGUCAGUGGAGUACAGCAACAUCAGAGCCUUGCGCGCAGACCCUCCAACAGCGGUGAUCGACCUCAGACCACGUCAACAAACCGCCGUAACAGUGUUAACAAUCCGUUCGGCACUCAGCGCCAUCGAGUCAAUCAGGCACAGCCAGGCAAUUCACAGCGUCAGCACCUCGGACACCGUCAACAAGCCAAUCCGUCUCAAAGAGGCUCACAGGCUCAGCGAGCACUCCAGCACGGACCACAGCGUCAACACCUUGGACAGCGUCAGCAGAAUAUUUCGUCUCAUGAAGGUCCACAGGCUCAGCGUGCAAACCAGCAUGGACCACAGCGUCAACAGACCUAUCCAUCUCAAGCAGGUCCACAGGCCCAGCAAGGAAUCCAGGACCGCUCUCAGCACCCUCAACGCAGUGGCAUUAGUGUUGACAACAACAGCAGCGUGGAUCUUGGAUGGCCUGAGAACCCUCAGUUUGGCCACGAGAGAAGUUUCUACCAUGGCAGUAACAUUUGGUGA
Messenger RNA from Pseudovirgaria hyperparasitica, 1263 nucleotides. RefSeq lists its product as uncharacterized. The record is from RefSeq and is a predicted model, not a curated record. Bases 1 to 1263 code for a protein of 420 amino acids. Lineage: Eukaryota; Fungi; Ascomycota; Dothideomycetes; Acrospermales; Acrospermaceae. The transcript has a single exon.